Molecule: messenger RNA, 1236 nt
Organism: Saccostrea cuccullata (small rock oyster)
Lineage: Eukaryota; Metazoa; Mollusca; Bivalvia; Ostreida; Ostreidae
Product: serine/threonine-protein phosphatase 6 regulatory ankyrin repeat subunit A-like
Exons: 4
Coding region: 1-1236 (411 amino acids)
Molecular function (GO): protein binding
Source: RefSeq, a predicted model, not a curated record
AUGAAUGAACAAAGCAGUCCAAAAAGGAAGCUCCAGGGACAGCUGGGUCCAAGAGCGGUCCAAAGUCAUUCCUGGGGACUUCUUUCUGGGACUCCUUGGAUGUCUGAAAUGCAUGAUACUACACUUAAACAAUUGAGACGAGAAGACAUCCGUUACAACGAGUCAUCAUUCUUAGAUUUCUUAAAGGAAAAUGUGGAAAAGAAAUCCUCCCGUGCGCUUAUCGAAAAUGCCAAAACGCUGAAAACUGAUGAUUCCUCUGAAGAUGAGGAUGAUGAUGAUGAAUAUAAAUCGGAGGUGCUGAUCAGGCCAGUGGUAACACAAAUGGCUAUACUACGUGGAAAUUCUGAAAUUUUUGACGUUUUGGUCAACGCAAAUGUGGACAUCAACGCCUUAGAUUUUGCAGGAUUGACACCUCUUUGGAUGGCAAUAUAUGCAUCUCAGGACACCAUUUGUAAUAAACUCAUUAGCAAGAAAGCUGACGUUAAUACCUUUAGAAAAGAACUUUUAUCACCUCUCAUACUUGCAGCAUGCUUAAAUAAAAGUAAGAUGAUAGACUCUUUACUGAAGAAGGGAGCAGACUGCAAUUAUCGAAGCGAUUCUCGUGAAACAGCUUUAUACUGGGCUUCUCGUGUUGACAAUUUCAACUCUGUAAAACAAUUGAUAGAAUAUAAAGCUGACCUAUCUAUGUAUGAAGAUAAAGACAAAUCACCAUUUUGUGUUGCAGCGGAGAAUGGGAAUCGAGCAAUAGUCGAGCUUCUGUUUUCAAAUGGAGCAAAUUGCAAUUUCCUUGAUAAGGAUGGCCGCUCGCCUAUAUACUUAGCUUCCAAUGCAGGACAUGCAGAAAUAGUGAAGUUUUUAUUGGAAAAGCGUGUAGAUAUUAAUUCUACCAUGUACAAACCAUUGCUUGCAGCUAUAAGGAAUGGGAAUGCUGAAAUUGCGAAAAUGCUAAUACAAGCUGGGGCAAGUCUUAAAACACAUUUUACAUAUUGGGGUUUUACUACCCCCCUACAUGAGGCUGUUCACGCAAAUAUGCCAGACGUCAUUCAAGCUUUGCAUAGAUAUGAUCUCGACUGCAGAGCUAAAAACGAUGAAGGCAUAACACCUCUGGAAGCUGCAAUUUGGAUGGGGAGAAAAGAAAUAGUACAUCAUCUCAUAACAGGAGAGAAUUCCAUUACAAAUGGAAGUGGAAAUGAACAUUUGUUUAAAGCAACAAGCAUUCUGAAAGUAUUGCAUUAG